AUUACUCCCCGCCUCCCUCCCUUGUGGCAAGCUUCGGUGUUGCGCGUGCAUGGCACUGCUCGCUGUACCGUGGAUAGUGGUCGUCAAUACAGCUGGUCUGGGUUAGAAAAACUCUAGAUCAGACGGUGGUUCCAUCAAGGGAAUCACGCGGACCUUGUUGCUUUUCUUGUUUUUCCAAUUACAGUCUUUGUUUUCUGGAGGUUUUAUGGGGAAUUCUGAGCUAUGUGAUGGAGGACUGCUGGUACCUAUAAACCCUGAUUCUCCUCCAGGAAACAAUGUGAGCAGUUGGACUUAGAUGAGCAUCUCUUCGAGUAUCAUAAAGUUAUUUCUUUCUCAUCUUUCUUUCCUAUCUUGAUCUCGUCUCUCUCUCUCUCUCUCUCCCUCUCUCCCUCUCUCCCUGUCUCCUCUCUCCUCGCCCUAACUGUACAUAUACAUAUACAUAUCUCUACCCACCAUGCGCAGCGCGCUGUCUCGGUCGCCUUUGAUACGGCCUUCGCUAUGUCUAGCACGAUCAUCCUACACCAAAUCUCCAUAUGCAGUGCUUCAACCAGUUCCGAAGCUCAGCUACUCCUCCAAUAUCACCCCCACCAACCCCCCCCAUGACUCCAACCACAUUCAGUCUCGCCUACCGGAGCUAAAAGAAACCAUCCGCCCACCCCAUCGCUUCCGGGAAUUCGACCUGGAAGACCGGGUCUUCGUAGUCACAGGCGGAGCACGCGGACUGGGUCUCGCCAUGGCCGAAGCCCUAAUGGAAGCCGGUGCCAAAGUAUACUGCGUGGACCGCCUGGAAACCCCACACGCCGACUUCCUAGCCGCAAAGGAACACUCCGAAACCAACUACGGCGGCAGCAGCCUGCACUACCACCGGGUGGACGUGCGCAACGAACAAGAGGUAAAUGCGCUGUUCGGGCUCAUCGCGGCGCAAAACGCGCGCCUGGACGGGCUCAUCGCAGCGGCCGGGAUCAACCAUCUGCAGAGCGCGCUGGAACACUCGCAGACGGCGCUGAAGGAGGUCAUGGAGAUCAACUUCACGGGCGUCUUCAACGCGGCGACGGCGGCCGCGCGCCAGAUGUUCCAGUACCAGGCGAAGGGCUCGAUUCUUCUCGUGGCCAGCAUGUCCGGGGUGGUGGCCAACAAGGGCAUGACGAGCCCCGUGUACAACUCGAGCAAGGCGGCGGUGAUCCAGCUGGCGAGGUCGUUGGCGAUGGAGUGGGGGCGGCAUGGCAUUCGAGUGAAUAGUCUGUGUCCGGGGCAUAUCCUGACGCCUAUGGUGGAGCAGGUGUUUGCGCAGAAUCCCGCGGUGAGGGCGACCUGGGAGGCCGAGAAUAUGUUGGGGAGGUUGGCGACGCCGCAGGAGUUCCGGGGAGCUGCGUUGUUUGCGUUGAGUGAUGCGAGUAGCUUUAUGACGGGGAGUACGAUGUUGAUUGAUGGUGGGCAUACGGCGUGGUGAUCUCCUGACUGGUCUGGACCCAGGAUUUGGUAUUGUUUUAUUCUACUGUCUGG
Molecule: messenger RNA, 1503 nt
Organism: Aspergillus ochraceoroseus IBT 24754
Lineage: Eukaryota; Fungi; Ascomycota; Eurotiomycetes; Eurotiales; Aspergillaceae
Product: putative short chain dehydrogenase/oxidoreductase
Exons: 2
Coding region: 455-1450 (331 amino acids)
Cellular component (GO): intracellular anatomical structure
Molecular function (GO): oxidoreductase activity, acting on NAD(P)H, oxygen as acceptor
Source: RefSeq, a predicted model, not a curated record